This is a messenger RNA of Botrytis porri, 708 nucleotides long. RefSeq lists its product as uncharacterized. Lineage: Eukaryota; Fungi; Ascomycota; Leotiomycetes; Helotiales; Sclerotiniaceae. The coding region runs from base 1 to 708 and encodes 235 amino acids. The transcript has a single exon. The record is from RefSeq and is a predicted model, not a curated record.
AUGAUAUGGACUGAAGCUCUGAUUCAGGAUCGUCUCAUUGUGUUUGACUUCAAACCAAGACUCAGAAUGUGGUUACGUCUGACACCAGAGCCAGCUCUUUUUUACGUCAAUCGAGAAUCAAGAUAUUAUGCUUCCAAAUACUACAAACAAUUCUUGUGCCGUCCACAAAAUACGGCAUCGAAGACACAAACCACACAUUUGAACCCUGAUAGGGAUAUUUGCUAUUUUCUUACUCCGACUGGAAUAUCACCAGUCAACGAAAAAAUGUUCAAUACAAUGUGUACAUUUCUAGAUGAUAACUGCAUUCCUUAUUGUGCUGGAGUUCGACCAAGACGAUGGGCCUUCGAUGUAAAGGUCCUCAUAUCACGCGGAGCGUCAACUGAAUACCGUAACAAGAUGUUUCGAUGGAUGGGAUGUGUGAUGAAACGGAUGUCAUGGUGCCAUGUGGUAUUAGGAGACGCACAAGUCGAUGAAUUCUGUAUCGUGGUUACUGAUGAUGAUAUCAGUAAUACCAUACGCAAGUCUGAUCUACAUCGUGUAAAUUUAUCACGGAGUUUCACCCAAGAAUUAAAGCCGAGAGUAGAGGCAGCAAAAGAUGAGUUUCAAGCCGAGAUUUUGAAGAUAUGUCAAGAUAUGGAAGUGUAUCCCAACACAAACGGCUACUCUCAACCACCUCGUGUUUCAUUUUGCAACAUUGAAUUUUCAUAA